Molecule: messenger RNA, 1758 nt
Organism: Suillus plorans
Lineage: Eukaryota; Fungi; Basidiomycota; Agaricomycetes; Boletales; Suillaceae
Product: kinase-like domain-containing protein
Exons: 7
Coding region: 315-1565 (416 amino acids)
Biological process (GO): signal transduction; protein phosphorylation
Cellular component (GO): cytoplasm
Molecular function (GO): protein serine/threonine kinase activity; ATP binding; protein serine/threonine/tyrosine kinase activity
Source: RefSeq, a predicted model, not a curated record
UCUGCUUGGCAGUCGCUGAGGAUGAUUGGGGUCACAGGAUCUCAAGUCACCCUUUCUCCUGGUCGUUCACCUUCUCUUCUUCCCAUCAACGAUAUAUCGUUUCAACUCCCAACAAGCCUUCGUUAACAUCUCCAGCACUAACUUCUAGUCCCCUUACUCUUUUGCUGUUUUUUUAGCCGCGAGUUUGCUCUAAUUGCUUCAGUACUGCCGCAUCAUCAACAUCAAGUAGGCGCUCGCUACCAGUCGUGCCACUUGUUCCUUCCGAUUUCAAAGAACACGUGCGAUUUCCUGCAAGGAACAAUUCUUUUUCACAGAUGGCUUCCAACGUUCCAAUAAACGGUGUUAAGAUAUCUCGUACGUGCUCUCAAUCAACCUCCACACUUUUCUACAUCCAAAUUUGGUCGCUAUGUCUCUUUUCCAUCGAUGAUCCCCAUAAGGUUGUCAAGGUCAUCGCAACAGACGGUAAAACAUCAGAACAGAGGGAGAUUGCCUACACAAAUUGCAAAGUCAUUGGAAAUGGCUCUUUUGGAGUUGUAUACCAGGCAAAACUCGUAGGAGAGUCAAAGGAUAGAGAGGAUAUAGCCAUCAAGAAAGUCCUUCAGGACAAGCGAUUCAAGAAUCGUGAACUACAAAUCAUGAGACUUGUGUCACAUCCAAACGUCGUCGACCUCAAAGCUUUUUUCUAUUCCAAUGGAGAAAAGAAGGAUGAAGUUUACCUCAAUCUUGUUCUUGAAUACGUUCCAGACACCGUUUACCGCGCCAGCCGUCAUUACACAAAGUUGAAGCAGCCUAUGCCGAUGCUUCAAAUCAAGCUGUACAUGUAUCAGCUUCUCCGGUCACUUGCCUACAUACACUCAGUGGGCAUCUGCCAUCGCGAUAUUAAACCUCAGAAUCUCCUGUUGAACCCUGCCACGGGCGUUCUGAAUUUGUGCGAUUUCGGCUCAGCAAAAAUCCUCGUCGCUGGAGAGCCAAAUGUUAGUUACAUUUGCUCGAGGUACUACAGAGCACCUGAACUUAUUUUCGGUGCUACCAACUACACAACAAACAUUGACAUAUGGUCGACGGGUUGUGUGAUGGCAGAGCUAAUGCUAGGCCAACCUCUGUUCCCUGGGGAGAGUGGUAUCGACCAGUUGGUGGAGAUCAUCAAGGUUCUCGGGACGCCAUCGCGAGAACAAAUUAAGACGAUGAAUCCAAAUUACAUGGAGCACAAGUUCCCUCAGAUCAAGCCCCAUCCGUUCUCCAAGGUAUUCCGACCACGCACUGCGCCCGAGGCGAUUGACUUGGUUGCGAAGCUACUGGAAUAUACGCCGGGGGCACGUUUAAGCGCAGUAGAGGCUAUGGUGCACUCAUUCUUUGACGAACUACGAGUGGAGGGGGCAAGGAUGCCGAACGGGAAGGAAUUUCCACGUUUAUUCGACUUCACACGGGAAGAGUUGUCGGUGCGACCAGACUUGAACCGACUUCUGGUUCCGCCACACUGCGAGGCUGAGCUACGCUCACGGUCGAUCGACUUGGAUACCUUUGUACCAAUACCUCUGGAUCAGCUUAAGAUCACGCUUGAUUGAGAGGAAGGAGGGUAGUAUCUGAUUUGUGGGUAUCCUAUAAUAUUGAUCGAUGAGUGCGUGUAUCCUGUCUGUGUUGUAUUGAUUCUGUAUCGUGUUCACGUCAUAUUUUUGUUGAAUUGAUUUUCCACGGUCUGUUCAGUACCACUGUACCACUGUACACAUGAUGUCUAGUACUAUUAUGCCUGUCGUUGAG